UUUUUUCACUUUACUUUUCAUUUCAAAUUUCAAAUUUGUUCUGCGAGUUGAUUCUCCCUCCCAAUUGUUGCAGGAAGGUUUGAACUCCAGAACCAAACACUCUCGUUUUGAGUAUCUAUCUAGAAUGGCACCGCCUUUCGUUUUCCCAGCCAAUCUCCACUCGCUAGAGGAUGAAGACGCCGGCGGCAACCAUCUCUCCGUCCAAAACCUUACAUCCAUAGCGACUCUUCGCCCUGCUGCUCAGGAAGAAUUCGUGAAAGGUGUUUCCUAUGACCUAACCGAUAGAGAGCUCUUUUGUAUCGAAGAGCAGGACGUGUUUGACCGCGUGUACUCGCUUGUGAAGGACUUUGCUACCUUGCCUCCGCCUUGUAAGCUCAAUUUGGUGGAGUCUCUUAGGUCUAAUCUUAGUGUCUUGCUCCCAAAUGUGGACUUGUUUUCAAGGGCCUCCGGAAAUAAGGAUGGUAAACCCAGUGAUAAUGACAGUGACGCUGGGGAUGACUGUGAUAGCUCGGUUGCAGAUCGCUUGGCCUCACACCGGAAUGCUUUUAAGAGUUACACCUUCUUCCUCAUGCACAUUGUGCUCAUUGAGGAGUUUAAGUCGAGCCCUAACAAUAAUGCAAAAGGGGUGAUGGCUGGUACUCGGAAGAAGCAACAUGUGAGCCAAUGGGAUUGGGAGCCCCAAAGGGCAAAGAUACUGACUUUGAUUGCCAAUUCCUUAGAGAUCAACCUCUCAGUCCUGUUUGGUUCUUCAGACCCCGAUGAAAAUUACUUGUCUUUUGUUGUAAAGAAUUCUUUCAUCAUUUAUGAGAAGGCCGCAUUGCUAAAGGACUUGGUUACAAGAGAUGCCUUAAACCGGAUAAUUGCAACAUGUUCAACUAAGUUCCAUCAGACUGCCCAGUCAUGUGCUUCCAUUCUCCAUUUGAUUCACAAAUACGACUAUACUGUAUCUCCGUUGGCGGAUGCAGUUGCUGGGGCUGAGAAGAAGUAUGCAGAUGGGAGCCUUGCCACUUCCCUUAUUAGAGAGAUAGGAAGGACAAAUCCAACAGAUUUUGUAAAAGAUACUGUUGGAGCUGAAAAUGUAGGAAGGUUUCUUGUUGAGCUUGCUGAUCGAUUGCCUAAAUUAGUCUCAACUAAUGCAGGCUUAUUAAUCCCUCACUUUGACGGGGAAUCAUAUAAGAUAAGAAAUGCCCUUGUUGGGGUGUUCGGGAAGUUGGUUGCUAAGGCUUUUAAUGGUACAGAAGGUGAAGUGAGUUCCAAAUGUAUUCGUCUUAGAACGAAGCAUAAAAUGCUGGAGAUACUGUUGGAACGUUGUAGGGAUGUUUCAGCUUAUACCAGGAGUCGAGUUCUUCAAGUUUGGGCAGAACUCUGUGAAGAACAAUCUGUUCCAAUUGGAAUCUGGAAUGAGGUUGCUGCACUAGCUUCUGGAAGGUUAGAGGAUAAGAGCGCUAUGGUCCGAAAAGCUGCACUUAAUUUACUCAUCAUAAUGCUCCAACAUAACCCCUUUGGCCCACAACUUCGAAUAUCCUCUUUUGAAGCAACCUUAGAACAAUAUAAGAAGAAACUGAAUACCCUUGUCCCACCGGAUCAAUCAGAGACUGUUCUAAAUGGGGACGGUGAGGCACUUAAGGAAGGUGAUGAAGGGAUGUCCUUGCAACCGAAUGACAGUUUAACUGAUAGUUGUUUGUCUGAAAUGCAAGAGAAUACCGCACAUGAGGACAAUUCUGUGCCUGAUGUUGGCAACUUGGAGCAAACAAGGACUUUGGUCGCAUCAUUAGAGACAGCAGUUCAAUUUUCCAAGUGUAUGUCUGCUACAAUGCCAACUCUUGUGCAAUUAAUGGCGUCAUCUUCUGCCACAGAUGUGGAAAACACAAUUCUUUUGCUAAUGAGGUGCAGACAGUUUCAGGUUGAUGGCUCAGAAGAAUGCAUCCGAAGGAUGUUCCCACUGGUAUUUUCACAGGACAAAGCAAUUCAGGAAGCUGUUGAGAAUGCUUUUAUAACAAUUUACCUACAGAAGAACACAAUAGGAACUGCAAAGAAUCUCUUGCGUCUUGCUAUAGAUUCAAAUGUUGGAGAUCUUGCAGCACUUGAACUCUUAGUUGGAAAACUGGUAUCCAAAGGCGAUAUAACAUCUAGCACAUUGUCAGCAUUAUGGGAUUUCUUUUGUUUCAAUAUUGGUGGAACAACUGCAGAACAAAGUCGCGGUGCUUUGUCUGUGUUGUGUAUGGCAGCAAAAUCUUCAACUGCUGUUUUCAGCUCUCACCUUUCAGAUAUUAUUGAUAUUGGGUUAGGUCGCUGGGCAAAAGUUGAUCCCUUACUUGCAAGCACAGCAUGCACCGCGUUACAAAGGCUGCCUGAAGAAGAUAGGAAAAAAUUGUUAUUUACUAACGGACGCCGUGUUUUUGGCAUUUUGGAAAAUUUAAUUAUUGGGAAUUCACUUCAUGAAAGUAUAUGGUAUGCCACUGCUGAUAAAGCAAUACGUACUAUAUACACAAUUCAUCCAUCUCCUGAGAAAGUAGCUGCGGAUCUGGUGAAAAAAUCUCUUGGUUCCAUAUUUAAUUGUGGUGAGGGGGAAGAGCUACAAAAUGAUAUUCAGAACGGAGGCUCUAAUGUGCCGACCAUAAUUAAUGUACCAAAACUUAGUAGAUUUCUAUUUAUUGUAAGCCAUGUUGCUAUGAACCAAUUGCUUCACAUCGAAUCAGUGGUCCGGAAGGUUCAGAAAGAAAGAGUAAAGAGAGAACUAAUGGUUUCUGAACAGACUGAGGAUAACACCCAUGCUGAAGCUCAAAAGGACAAAGGUAUCAAUGCCGAGUUAGGUGUUGCUGCAUCUGAUGAUGCUUUACUUGAUUCACUUGCUGAAGGAGCAGAAAAAGAAAUUAUUUCUGGCAGCCCUGAUGCAAAACACUUAAUUGGGCAUUGUGCUGCUUUUAUCUCAAAACUAUGUGGGAACUAUGCUUUUAUGCAGAAGUACCCUGAACUUCAGGCAUCUGGAAUGCUUGCAUUGUGCCGGUUUAUGAUAAUUGAUGCCGACUUUUGUGAUAAAAACCUACAACUCUUGUUUACUGUUGUGGAGAAUGCUCCAUCAGAAACUGUUCGUUUAAAUUGCACAGUUGCCCUUGGAGACUUGGCAGUUCGUUUUCCGAACUCUUUAGAGCCAUGGACUGAGAACAUGUAUGCACGUCUUAGAGAUCCAGCAGUUUUGGUCAGGAAGAAUGCUGUAUUAGUCCUUUCGCAUCUCAUCUUAAAUGACAUGAUGAAGGUAAAAGGUUAUAUAAAUGAAAUGACCAUCUGUUUAGAAGAUGACGAUGUACAAAUAUCAAGCCUUGCCAAACUGUUCUUCCACGAGUUGUCAAAAAAGGGAAGCAAUCCCAUUUAUAAUCUACUUCCAGAUAUCUUAGGCAAGCUAUCUACACAAAACUUAAAACAAGAAUCAUUUUGCAACAUAAUGCAAUUUUUGAUUGGUUCAAUAAAAAAGGACAAACAGAUGGAGGCUCUUGUCGAGAAGCUUUGUAAUAGAUUUAGUGGAGUUACAGAUGUUAGGCAGUGGGAGUACAUUUCAUAUUGUCUAUCUCAGUUAACGUUCAACGAGAAGAGCAUUAAGAAGCUGAUUGAAUUGUUUAAGGCAUAUGAACAUGCCUUAUGUGAGGACACUGUGAUGGAUCAUUUUCGAAAUAUAAUAAACAAGGGGAAGAAGUUUUGUAAGCCGGAAGUCAAGUCUUGUAUUGAAGAAUUCGAAGAAAAGAUCAAUAAAUUCCACAUUGAAAAGAAAGAGCAAGAAGCUGCAGCCAAGAAUGCCCAAAGCCACCAACAAAAGAUGGCAAACCUUGAGAGCUUUAUAUCAGUUAAAAAAGAGGUGGAGGAAAGCAGUGAAUCUGAAGUUACUGAAGGUGGAGCAGAUGGUGAAGUCACUGAUCUGUCAACUGAAGUAUCAAUAGAAACCAAACUUUCAACCACAAAUUUUAAGACAGCAUCUACCAAGGAGUCAACACAUUCUGGUGCUUCCAGCAAUCUGACAGAAUCAGAAUUGGAGGAAAAUGAAGUUCAAUCACCACUUGUUCAUCCCAGAGGAGUUCCCAUUAGAACAAGGGCAAAGAGAAUCAACAAAGCGGCCAAAGUUAUUGAUCCUCCUCCCAGUAGAACUCUCCGGUCCAAGAGACGGUAGUUCUCAAUCCGAAUGACAAAAGCUGUGCUUGAAUUUCCCUUGUGAUGUAUGGUGGAAUGGUAUUAAUGGUAUAUAAUAACACAAAUAUUAUUGUGUUAUUCUUUAGGUUAUUUUCUCUUCUGUAGAAAUAAUGUAUAUAUGCUGAUGUAUUAUUUUUGACAAGUUCUGCUUUUUGUUUCGUUAUGGUCAUGUAAUCAAUUAAUAUCUUCAUGAGUAUAUAUAAAAUUAUAAAGUCAUCUCAUUCUUUUAUUUUUAGAUUAAAUAAAUAAAUGACGGGUUGGAGUAUUUUU
Cuscuta epithymum is the source of this 4449-nucleotide messenger RNA. The record is from the annotation of a GenBank genome assembly. NCBI's taxonomy places the organism in Eukaryota, Viridiplantae, Streptophyta, Magnoliopsida, Solanales, Convolvulaceae.